Molecule: messenger RNA, 1634 nt
Organism: Oncorhynchus gorbuscha (pink salmon)
Lineage: Eukaryota; Metazoa; Chordata; Actinopteri; Salmoniformes; Salmonidae
Product: receptor-type tyrosine-protein phosphatase S-like
Biological process (GO): protein dephosphorylation
Molecular function (GO): protein tyrosine phosphatase activity
Source: RefSeq, a predicted model, not a curated record
AUGACAGGCCCUCAUGCACGUGCUGGAGUGGGCCGGACUGGUUGUUUCAUCGUGAUUGACGCCAUGGUGGAGCGAAUCAAACACGAGAAGACAGUUGACAUCUACGGUCACGUGACCCUCAUGAGGUCCCAGCGGAACUACAUGGUGCAGACGGAGGAUCAGUACGUUAUCCACGACGCGCUGCUGGAGGCCGUCGCCUGCGGCAACACCGAGGUUCCAGCGCGGAACCUUCACGCCUACAUCCAGAGACUGACCCAGAUAGAACCGGCGGAGAACGUCACGGGCACGGAACUGGAGUUCAAGCGGUUGGCCAGUGCGAAGGCCCACACCUCCAUGUUUGUGAGUGCCAACCUGCCGUGUAACAAGUUCAAGAACCGUCUGGUGAACAUCAUGCCCUAUGAGUCCACCAGGGUCUGUCUGCAGCCAAUCAGAGGAGUGGAGGGGUCAGACUACAUCAACGCCAGCUUCAUAGACGGAUACAGGCAGCAGAGGGCUUAUAUAGCCACCCAGGGCCCGUUGGCUGAGACUACUGAGGACUACUGGAGAAUGUUGUGGGAACACAACUCUACCAUAGUGGUCAUGUUGACUAAACUGAGGGAGAUGGGACGGGAGAAGUGCCAUCAGUACUGGCCAGCAGAGCGUUCUGCCAGGUACCAGUACUUUGUGGUGGACCCCAUGGCUGAGUACAACAUGCCCCAGUACAUCCUACGAGAGUUCAAAGUCACCGACGCCAGGGACGGCCAGUCUCGGACGGUUCGUCAGUUCCAGUUCACUGAUUGGCCGGAGCAAGGAGUGCCAAAGUCAGGGGAGGGGUUCAUUGAUUUCAUUGGCCAGGUGCACAAAACUAAAGAGCAGUUUGGCCAGGACGGACCAAUCACGGUGCACUGUAGUGCUGGUGUGGGGAGGACAGGGGUCUUCAUCACUCUGAGUAUCGUUCUGGAGAGGAUGAGAUAUGAAGGAGUAGUGGACAUCUUCCAGACUGUCAAGAUGCUGCGAACACAGAGACCUGCUACGGUUCAAACUGAGGACCAGUACCAGUUCUGUUACCGGGCCGGUCUGGAGUAUCUGGGUAGCUUCGACCACUAUGCAACAUAAUCCCUCCCUCUGGCCUGCGUCCCAAACAACACCCUAACUCCCUGUGUCGUGCACUACUUUAGACCACAGUGUAUUCUCACUUCUUUGGCCCAGUGUGUACACUCAAAAGUAGUGCACUACUGAUUAGUGCGCUACACAGGGAAUAGGGGCCAUUUGAGAUUAGGCCUCCACCACCUCCAGAGGGCAGGGCACCCACGGCGCCACUCCUCUCCCAAAACGAGCACCUAAACUGAGCCAUAUUUGCGUGUCUGACCGGGGGAUACCUCCAGACCCCAACCCAAACCCACUCACUACUCAGUCAGAAGUGCACUACUUUGUGCACUAUAUAGGGAAUGAAGGCACCAUUUUGGAUGUGAACUGGCACUACUUAACAAUGGAUUGAGGAUUCAAUGGAUUGAUAUUGGAACAAGUCUUUACAUGGUAAAGGUAGACAGUUAGGGGGACAAGUCUUUACAUGGUAAAGGUAGACAGUUAGGGGGACAAGUCUUUACAUGGUAAAGGUAGACAGUUAGGGGGACAAGUCUUUACAUGGUAAAGGU